Molecule: messenger RNA, 4224 nt
Organism: Pyricularia oryzae 70-15
Lineage: Eukaryota; Fungi; Ascomycota; Sordariomycetes; Magnaporthales; Pyriculariaceae
Product: RNA-dependent RNA polymerase 1
Exons: 2
Coding region: 1-4224 (1407 amino acids)
Biological process (GO): siRNA processing
Cellular component (GO): nuclear RNA-directed RNA polymerase complex
Molecular function (GO): RNA-directed RNA polymerase activity
Source: RefSeq, a predicted model, not a curated record
AUGGACCCCCCACCAGCACCACCACCACCACAGAGGUCCGGUGGUCUCAGUCCAACCGGGCGUGGUGCAAGGCCCUUUCAACGCUCAGCAAUCUCCCACAUCUGUAUUCCAGUGGAUCGGUGGAAGGACUAUACUUCCAUGGACCUCCAACUGUUUGGGCUUCCCAUGAACAUUACCACUUGGGAAAUAUGGCGUGCUUUUGACGCCCAGGUUGACGUCCUCACCAUCGACAUCUUCGAGGGCAGGAAUGGGUCCAUGGCCAGGGUCCGCAUUAUACCGCCAGCCACUGACCUGUGGCAUGGAAGACUGCAAAUCCGCCGCGAUGUGCAAGCUAUGGUCGUCUGCCGCGUGGAGAUUGAUCCUCGUGGGUUUAGAUUUCAUAAUGAAAUCUACAGUCCCCUCAACAAUCCGGUUCCAUCCGAGAAAUCCAUUCGAGCAUCGAGCCUCUCCGUUGGCUUAAUGACUGACAAGACCUGCAUGUUGGUAAUGGGAACUAUCAAGCCGUUGCGAAAUCCUGACGACUUGAAACUCGAGAUCAAGUUCACAAAGCGAAGAAUCAAUCUGUUCUUUACAUUAGCGCUACUAGACACGCGAGAUCCCUCCAAGGACUCUUACCGCCACUUUCGCUACAAAGUCGACGUCCAAUUCCGGAACAUCACCAAACUACUUCGAGUCAACAUCAACGAAGAUAGCUGCUUUUUGCUCAUACCACUCGAAUGCCCUCCCCAGUUCUUUCGUGAGAUUGACAACAAACGCAUCACGCAUAACGACGAGAGUCUGACAUGGACUUCUGUCAUGGAUUGGCAGAGACAGGUUCACUUCCGCGAUGAGCCUCAAGUGGCCGAAGAUAUGCCGCUUGGCCUCAACGAAGAGCAUACCCAGUUCAUGGACCUUGGUCGUUGGACUACUUACCGGAUCGAGCUUCUCACUCAGCAGUGGAGCGCCAUGGAGCGCUAUCUAAGCGAUUAUGGAAUUAGUACCCAGGAAACUUCGGACUUCGACUUCGCAAGCCCUGAUGAUCAUCCCACAGUCAUCUGGGACCAUCUGGAGAAGCCACCAAGCCCUGAAAGCGAUAAUUAUGGACUCGAAAUGCUCUUUUCUUCCACCAAGGUUCAGCUGACCUGGGAGGUUAGGUAUCAACUUGAAGCAUGCAUCUCUCACCGUAUGCUGGCCGAGCCCAACAUUACCCUCGAGUUUCUUGAGAAACUUUCCGAAAUGAGGCCUACCAAGGCCAGAAUUAUGCUCGAGUAUGUGGUUGAUAGAAACGUCAAGCUCUACAAUCCGAUGCAGCUUUUCAAGGAUGAAGGCGCAAGCACCUACUGGCCUGAUAUCACGCCGGAAGAGCUUCCGCAGUAUUGCACCAUGACACGAAAGGUUACUGUCACUCCGUCGACGAUGUAUUUGAGUAGCCCGAUGGUUGAAACCACAAACAGGGUUCUUAGACACUACAAUGAACACAAGGAUCGUUUCCUCCGUGUUCAGUUCACGGAUGAACUCCCAACAGGCCGCCUUCAUGCCCCCAAUGACUUGGGCGCUGAUGAUGAGAUCUUCAGUCGAGUGUACCGCGUCCUGAAGAAUGGCAUUCACAUUGGCGACCGACACUACAAGUUUCUAGCAUUCGGAUCAUCACAGAUGCGGGAGAAUUCGACCUACUUCUUUUGCGAUGCCGGCGACGUUACUUGCGAUAGCAUCCGCGCUUGGAUGGGCAGGUUCAGUCACAUUCGUAACGUUGGCAAGUAUGCGGCACGUCUGGGGCAGUGUUUCUCGACCACAAGGAGCAUUGACAGGGUGGCAAUGCCCUGGAUCAAGACAAUACCAGACAUCGAGAAGAACGGCUACUGCUUCACAGACGGCGUUGGCAAAAUCUCUAGCUUGUGGGCUGUUGUCAUUUCCGAGAAUCUGAAGCUGGACUAUAUCCCUUCGGCGUUCCAGUUCCGUAUGGGCGGCUGUAAGGGUGUUCUAGUGGUCUGGGAAGACGUGAAAGGCCAAGAGAUUCACAUACGUCCUUCUCAGCUCAAGUUUGAGACGGACCAUAGUCGCCUUGAGGUCAUUCGCUGUUCUCACUUCUCUGUGGCGUCUCUCAACCGACAAACAAUCUCCGUCUUGACUUCCCUGGGAGUCAAAAAUGAGGUGUUUGAAAGUAUGUUGGCAGAGCAGCUGGCAAAAUACAACAGGGCGAUGGAAGAUGCGACAGCAGCUAUGACGCUCCUGACACAGUACGUUGACGAAAAUCAAAUGACCAACACAUUGGCCCGGCUUGUGAAGGCUGGCUUUAUGGAGUCGCAUGAGCCUUUUGUCUGCACCAUGCUGCGCCUAUGGAGGACUUGGUCAGUUAAGACUCUCAAGGAAAAGGCAAGACUCGUCGUUGAGAAGGGUGCAUUCGUUCUUGGCUGUGUCGACGAAACCAAGACCUUACAUGGCCACUUCACCCAUAUUCCCGCCAGUCCCAACCAGAGGCCCCGCCUCAAUGGCAAUAUGAAGCUGCCUGAGAUAUUCCUUCAGGUCCCUGAUGGCCCUAGCCGUGACUAUAAAGUCAUAACCGGACUUUGCCUUGUUGGCCGCAACCCGUCUUUACACCCUGGAGACAUCCGCGUGGUCCAGGCAAUUGAUGUCCCUCAAUUGCGACACAUCAGGGACGUCGUUGUUUUUGCCCAAACAGGAGAUAGAGACAUUCCUGGCAUGUGCUCUGGAGGAGACUUGGAUGGUGACGAUUUCUUCGUCUUGUGGGAUGAGCGGCUUCUCCCUUUACCUUCGCAGCGCAAUUAUAAGCCGGCAAGCUAUCAUCCCCCUCCUGCCCGAGAGCUUGACCGGGAAGUUACGGCAGAUGAUCUUUGCCAGUUUUUUGUGACAUACAUGAAGAACUUUUCACUUCCAAGGAUUGCUCAUGCUCACCUGGCGCAGGCAGACAAAUAUGGCGCAAAAGACGAGAAGUGUCUUGAAUUGGCCUAUUUGCACUCGUUGGCGGUUGAUUAUCCCAAAACGGGAGUGCCGGCGGCCAUCAGGCCCAGAUUGAUGCCAAAUGAAUUCCCACACUUCAUGGAAAAGGCGCGAGGUCGAUACCACUCAAGAAAGAUUCUAGGGAAACUUUACGACCAGGUCAAACCAGUUAAUUUCCAUCCCGCCUACGAAAUGCCUUUCGACGUCAAAAUUCUCAGCCUGUACGGGGAACUCAGUCAGCAUGGGGACCUGGGCCCUAAGCUGCUCAGAGAGGCAAGAAAGCUCAAAACCCUGUAUGACCAGUCAAUUAUGCGUAUUAUGGGACAGCACGAAAUUGCCACUGAAUUUGAGGUCUUUUCGGCGUUCGUCCUCUCAAGCCGUCGGGUGGGAAGUCAGUACAAACUCGGGGAAAUUGUGGGACAACAAUCAGCUACCCUCAAGACGGUGUUUCGGGAGAAAUGCAUUGCCGCCCUUGAGACUGUUUCCGGGCGAACAGGCAUCAAGCCGCGAGACAUAGAAGCCUUUGGACCUUUUGUUGUCGCCAUGUACAAGGUCACUGACGAGGAAAUCAAGAUUGCACUGCAUGAGUGCAAGACUCGCGGAGUGAAAGCAAACCCCAAGUCGAUGCCCUUGAUCACGUUUCCAUGGAUCUUUGACCAGAUCCUGGUUCAGCUGGUCACUGGUAAAUCUAACCUUCCCUGCUUGACUCCUUCCAAGCUGGAUGCAGGGUCCAUGACCAUAGACUUGGAUCAUCUUCAGCUUCCGAUUCGGUUGAACGAUCUCAGCUACCAAGAAAUUCGUAAUAUCGAGUACGCACGCACGCGUGAUGGACAUGUGAUCCACCGUGGCGUGGUUUUGAACAGUCUCUUUCGUGCCGGAGAGGGUGGCGAGAACUAUGAUUACGAUCUUGAUCUGCAACCUGAUACGGAAAAGCCCGAGCAUAGGGAUGAAGAGCUGACGCACCAAGAACCCCAAAGCAGCUUGGUUACAUUGGACGCAGCUGAAUCAACUACAUACAAGCCGAAAAAUGAAAACUAUGACCUACUGUCUGGCAUUGCCUUCACUCCCGAGAUUUUGCAGGAGAGAAUCAUGACGUCUAUAUGCUCGGCAAGUGGGAAGCAGACGGCAGCAUCAUCUCUGGCUACCUCGACCACGCCGCGGGUAAUGAGGUUAGAAAUAGAAUCGACCAAUGAGAUCGGAGACCUGAUUGAACUCGAGCAGAAAUUGCCGACAGCCAAGGCCGAGACAGCUAUAGGCCGUCUGCUUGAGAUGUUCUCGGACGACUAA